Erinaceus europaeus (western European hedgehog) is the source of this 1254-nucleotide messenger RNA. RefSeq names its product C1q and TNF related 5 (gene C1QTNF5). The coding region runs from base 143 to 874 and encodes 243 amino acids. Gene Ontology annotation, molecular function: protein binding. NCBI's taxonomy places the organism in Eukaryota, Metazoa, Chordata, Mammalia, Eulipotyphla, Erinaceidae. The transcript is spliced from 2 exons. The record is from RefSeq and is a predicted model, not a curated record.
CAAAGGCGAGCCCCUUCUUUGUCCCUCACUGCGGGGUGAGGACCGGCUGGCCCGGUCAGGAUGAGGAGAGUGUAAAGCGCUGGGAUUCCGGGUCCGACCCCUGUCCUGCCUGGCCCACAGACUGCGAGAGGACCCAGGCAACAUGAGGCCACUGCUCGCACUGCUGCUCCUGGGCGUGGCGGCUGGCUCGCCCCCACUGGACGACAACAAGAUUCCCAGCCUGUGCCCCGGGCAUCCGGGCCUUCCUGGCACGCCGGGCCACCAUGGCAGCCAGGGCCUGCCUGGCCGAGACGGCCGCGACGGUCGGGACGGCGCGCCCGGGGUUCCCGGCGAGAAAGGCGAGGGUGGGAGGCCGGGACUCCCGGGGCCCCGAGGGGAGCCGGGGCCUCGAGGAGAGGCAGGGUCCGUGGGGGCCACCGGGCCUGCUGGGGAGUGUUCUGUGCCCCCGCGCUCCGCCUUCAGCGCCAAACGCUCAGAGAGCCGGGUGCCUCCGCAGUCCGAUGCGCCCCUCCCUUUCGACCGUGUGCUGCUAAAUGAACAGGGACAUUACGACGCUACCACUGGCAAGUUCACCUGCCAGGUGCCCGGGGUCUACUACUUUGUGGUCCACGCCACUGUCUACCGAGCCAGUCUGCAGUUUGACCUGGUCAAGAAUGGCCAGUCCAUCGCCUCUUUCUUCCAGUUUUUUGGGGGGUGGCCCAAGCCAACCUCACUUUCCGGGGGCGCCAUGGUGAGGCUGGAGCCAGAGGACCAGGUGUGGGUACAGGUGGGUGUGGGUGAUUAUAUUGGCAUCUAUGCCAGCAUCAAGACAGAUAGUACCUUCACUGGAUUUUUGGUAUAUUCUGACUGGCAUAAUUCCCCUGUCUUUGCCUGAUGGCCACUGGGAAGGGAGCUCCGCUGUCACACCUAAGGGAAGAGGGUGACGCUGACGGUAACCUCACUUCUGUCCAGGAGGGCUGGCCCCCUGGAAUGUUGUGGAAUGAUUGCAGAGGUGAGGUGGGGGAUUCUCCACCCAUCUGUCCCUCUGAACAAGGUCAAAAGCUGACAGAUCAGGCCUGGUGGCACAAGGCAGUGUCUAGAUUUCUGCCCAAGACCCAAGGAGGGCUUGUGCUGGCAGGGGUGGGUCUGCCUGGCUCUGCCCCAGGGUCCUGGGGCAGGGUGCUUGCUCUCUUCCUGCUCCUCUGCUCCUUUCUGCCUCCAUCCCUGUUUCUCAGCCCUUUUUUCAGAGAUCAGUCAAUAAAACCUGAAACCCUC